AUGGAUAUCGGUCAGCUCGACUUGCAGCCUGCAGAUGAAAACUACAGUAAUCCAAACACUUGCCUUUUUCAUGUUCUCUUCAAGGCUGCGGCUUUGGCAUUUUACAUUCUCUCUGCCAUCUUUAUAGAUAACUUUGUCAUUAUUUUUGUGGUGACUGUCCUUCUGGCCGCACUUGAUUUUUGGGUGGUCAAGAAUGUGAGUGGGAGAAUUUUAGUUGGUUUGAGGUGGUGGAAUGAAAUAAAUGAUCUGGGUGAGAGUGUUUGGAGAUUUGAAUGUCUUGAUCAAGAGUCAUUGGCCCGGAUUAACAAGAAAGAUUCAUGGCUUUUCUGGUGGACGCUUUAUCUUACAGCAAUUGCAUGGAUUCUGCUGGCUAUAUUCUCACUCAUAAGGCUUGAAGCUGAUUACCUCCUAGUUGUUGGAGUUUGUUUGACCCUCAGUAUUGCAAAUAUUGUUGGUUUUACCAAAUGCGAAAAAGAUGCUAAGAAGAAGAUUCAACAAUUUGCCUCUCGGACAAUUGUCUCACGGGUCUCAUCUACAUUACAGUCAGCAUUCAGUGUUGUCUGA
Messenger RNA from Abrus precatorius (Indian licorice), 564 nucleotides. RefSeq names its product Golgi apparatus membrane protein-like protein ECHIDNA. NCBI's taxonomy places the organism in Eukaryota, Viridiplantae, Streptophyta, Magnoliopsida, Fabales, Fabaceae. The coding region runs from base 1 to 564 and encodes 187 amino acids. Gene Ontology annotation, biological process: protein secretion; vesicle-mediated transport. The record is from RefSeq and is a predicted model, not a curated record. The transcript is spliced from 6 exons. Gene Ontology annotation, cellular component: Golgi membrane.